GUAACUGAUUCCUAAUUUAUACCAUUGUUAAAACUCAAAACAAACAUCCUGCAGUCAUUGAGAUAACUCGGUGAAAGAAUUAUACGAUUAAGGCAGUACUCUACAUAGUCAUAAUGGCUGACUUCCUUUAAAAAAACAUGGAUGACAAAAUCGAUAUCAGCAAUAUUUUACUUUUCCUUUUCCAUUUGAAUACCUAGCCGAGUAGCUCAGUAGGUUAGAAUACCGACUGCUGAACUGUAGGUCGCAGGUUCGAGUCCAGCUGGGGUUUUAAAUUUUUUUCAGAUUACCUUCUACUAAAACUGUUUUUUUUGACAAAAUAAAGUAAAUUUGAAAAUUUUCAAAUUCAAAAUAUUGUUGUACAUAUCCUACACUUUUCAUCUACAUCAAAUGUCUCUGGUGUAGCAUACCUCCUUAAAUGUUUUCAAUUUGGACCCGUUUCGACUGCAAGACCAUUCAAAAUUUGUACCGAAACCUCCACAAGUGCGGAGAUCGAAAGCCUAUCACAAAAUGUUAUUGAAUAAGCAUUAUUUUAGUCAGAGAUAAGAAAAUUAUCUCCUCCUUCAAAUGGUGGCAAUUGCUUUUUGCAUUUUUUUUUUAUGAGUUGUAGAUUUUGUAAGUGGCAAAUCAAAUGCGAGAGUUUUCUGCAAACUGACGUAGUAAACCGUUCAUACGUAUGUUCACAGUCUAAAUAUAGCUCAGCUCCAUAUAUUCACUCCAUGAAUGUCUGCACAAAGUAAGUAAAGAUAUUGUAAAAACAAUGGAUUUAAUUCUAUCUACUUGACGUUACCGAACCAGAUAAUUAAACUUAUCUGAUCUAGUUCACAUUCAAAACCUUUACGGGGGAAUUUAAUGCAAAAUUUUGAAACGUAAUUCUACUUCAGGUUAAAGACCUUUGACAAUAACUGUGAUUAGCAUAAAUAUUUAUAAUUGUCAUAUUUACAUGUACAAACGCUUACCAUCAAGGUUAAUGCGAUAUAAGUUUUACUCGCACAAAACAUGAAUGCAUGUAAAUACGAUGUCAUUAAAGAUCAUUGAAAUGAAAACAUUUGCCAUUAAAAACACAUUAAUUCUGUGUUGUCAAUGUAGAGUUUCCCUCCUAAUACAGCGUAGUAAUAAAAACGUUAUAUCAAUGUGAAUGCUUUAAAAUUCUAUGUUUGAAUUAUUCAAUUCCGCUCAUGGAUGCAAUGUAAGAUUUAGAUUUUGUUUAACCCAGAGAGCAUAUAUAUAAUCACGAGAUGAAUGAACGCUACAACUGAAAUUAAGUGGAUCUGUCUUCAUGAAUUGCCGAACUGCCUUCAGCUAAAGGUUUCACUGUGUCAGUUCAUGCAGACUGCUCUGUCCUAUCAUUCAUGGCGACAUUUGGGUUUCUGCUAGUAGAACAAAAUUCCCAUAAAUACUUCACUGCUUUAUAAGUCAUCUUGUUGGUUUUGGCGUCCCUGUUGAUGCUAGAACUCUUGUUGAUGUCGGAGAUAGUAAGAAAAGACCUGAAUUUUCCUUUAAGUUGUUUCAUAAUGGAAUAUCAUUUAAAACCGUUGCUUACAUACUAAUUUUGACUACAGAUUACUCCGUUUACCUUAUCAAGAUACAGGGCUCACAACGGGUGUGGCCACUCAACAGGGGAUACGUACUCCUCAUAGGCACAUGAUCCCACCUUUGUAUGUCCAGGGGUCCAUGUUUGUCCUGCUCCUAAGAUUGAAUUCUUUAUUGGGGAUGUGAAAUGGAAUACCAUUGUUAUUUUCAUUUUUUAAAUUAAAUGAAUACACCCUGUGAUCAUUUCUAAAUCUUGUCAAACAGAUGAAUAAUCGUCGACAUACUUGUAUCUCAUUUCUUGACUCUAGGGGGAUUUAAUGAAAUCUCCGUAGAUACUCAACAUUUACCACAUACAUGUGUAGUUAUAUUCAUUUCAAAUAAUACCCUUUUAGAUUUGUUUUAAUUAAAGAAGCAUGGUGAGAAACUUUAAAGCUCUCCCUUUAGUUUAUCAUUGCUGAUUUAUUCAUUUUUUUUUUUUUUUUUUUUGCAAAUUGAACAGAAAGAUGACCUUGAACUUUUUACUUUCAGUAAACUUAACCAUAUUGAUAAUAUAUUUUGUUUCAGCUAACAUUUAACCCUAUAAGGUUUGCAAGGGUGUUUAUUCCGCGCAGUGAUAUAAAACGGCACCUCCAGGAUCCCUACUGAUAUUUAGAUAAACGAUCUUAGCAUUUACAGUCCAUUACCUGACGCCAUGCGAGCGGGUUUAGAUAACUGGAUCGACAUAUCUGUCCUGGUGUUGUACUUUGCCUUCGUUUUUGUUGUCGGAAUAUUGUCCAUAUGGAGAAGAGACCAGAAAACGACAAAAGGUUACUUCUUGGCGGGAAGAUCCAUGCUUUGGUUCCCGAUCGGUGCAUCCUUGUUCGCCAGCAACAUCGGAUCAGAACACUUUAUUGGACUGGCCGGAAGUGGGGCGUCAAGUGGAAUAGCUGCGGUUGCAUUUGAAUGGGGGGCUGUGUUUUCUUUGUUAAUGCUGGGAUGGGCGUACCUUCCAGUUUACCUAACAUCAGAGGUUUACACAAUCCCAGAAUUUCUGAAGAGACGUUUUGGCGGGAAAAGAUUAAGAAUUUAUCACAGCCUGAUACUUCAACUGUCUUAUAUUGUUACCAAGAUAUCAGUUGACGUGUACGCUGGUGCUGUGUUUAUCCAACAGGCUGUGGGAUGGAACACCUAUCUGUCUAUCCUUAUUUUACUGGCUGUUACUGCUCUCUACACUAUCUUGGGCGGACUGGCUGCUGUGAUAUUUACAGACACAUUACAGACCAUCAUCAUGGUUGUCGGAGCUACAGCUUUGUCCAUAAUGAGUUUUAUAAAGGUUGGUGGAAUGUCUGCAUUGAUGUACAAGUACUUUGAGGCUAUUCCAUACAGCGGACUCACUCCCCUGUCACUGGAUACUAACUCGUCGUUGAAUGGCACCUUUAAUUUGACGUACGACAUGUCAUCUAAUGUAAGUCUACAGUGUGGCUUGCCUCGUUCUGAUGCCUUCCAUAUAUUCCGGGACCCUCUUAAUUCGGAUCUACCCUGGCCCGGCGUGAUGAUACGCACGACUCUGAUUAGUACCUGGUUCUGGUGCUGUGACCAGCUGAUCGUCCAGAGAACGUUAGCAGCUAAAAAUCUAGCCCAUGCUAGAGCUGCCACCAUUUUUGCUUCCUAUCUGAAGUUAUUACCGAUGUUUGUUAUCAUUCUUCCAGGGAUGAUAAGCAGAAUAUUGUUUCCAGACACCGUAGCAUGCGUAGAUCCUCACAUUUGCAUGGAGGUGUGUGAAAAUCCAGCUGGUUGUUCCAACAUUGCCUAUCCUAAGCUAAUUUUAGACUUGGCUCCAACUGGCAUGCGCGGACUGAUGAUGGCGGUGAUGAUAGCUGCUUUGAUGAGUUCUCUGACGUCAAUUUUUAACAGUGCUGCUACUCUCUUCACCAUGGAUUUGUGGACACGUGUCAGGAAUCAAGCCACAGAAAGGGAACUUCUUAUUGUUGGAAAGGUAUUCGUAUUAGUUUUAGUAGGGUUCAGUGUUCUCUGGAUUCCUUUAAUUCAAGCAGCACAAGGGGGACAACUCUAUUUCACAAUACAAGCCCUAACAGGAUACCUGGCACCUCCGAUUGGAGGGAUUUUCCUGCUAUCUAUAUUUGUCCCUAGAGUCAACGAACAAGGUGCGUUUUGGGGUAUGCUGAUUGGUCACGUGAUAGGCGGUACACGUAUGAUCCUGGACUUUGUAUACCCCUCACCUAAAUGUGGAGAAGAGGACACUCGCCCUAGUGUGGUUGCCGAUAUCCAUUUCACUUAUUUCUCCGUCCUCCUGCUGGGUCUGUCCUGGGCAGUAUGUCUCACCGUAAGUCUGCUAACCAAGGCGCCGCCAAGGAAAGCGUUAAAAGGUUUGACCUUUUGGACAACUGAAAAAAUAGGACCACCCCCAAAGGAAGAUUACAACUUCAACACGGGAAAACAUAAUGGAAGAUCAGAAAUUUUCAAAAUUCAAGAUACGUCGGUCGAGAUAUCAAGAGAGACAAAUAAAGAUUCAAACUAUGGAGAGUUUAAGAUACGACGAGACAGCUCUUCGUCUGUGGAAAACCAGGAGGGACCCGGAUUACAGUUCAGAAGAAAGUUGUACAUGACCAAGACCAUCAAUAUUGUACUCAACAUUAAUGCUGUUUUCCUUCUUGCCAUCUUUGUAUUUCUGUAUGCCUAUUUUGCAUGAAAAUUUCUUGGUGUUGGUGACAGUAACAUGACAGCAGUUGUAAGUUGAAUCAUGAUACAGUUUCGUUAAAAAUAUUUAGUGUUAACAUUUGUAUAUAUGCGGAGGGAUUUAGUAACAUACAAGUUCGUUCGUACGUUCGUUCGUGUGAUCUCUUGCCUGAUUUUUCUCAAACUUAAAAGUGACACAUUGUAUAAAAAUCUUGGUAUCUAUAUAAUCCCAAGGUUACAUGUGAAUUGUUAAGAUCACUAGUUGGGAAUGUCCGGAAUAUUGUGAAAAUGUUGGAGCUACACUCCCCAUUCUGUCCGACUUGAAAGGAUGUGACCUUGUAAGAAAAUAUUGGUUCCUACUGGUCAUCAAGGUACAUGUAAAAAGGUAAAGGUCACUUCAAGGGAAACUCCGAAACUUCUUGGGAUAGAUUCAAGCUACAUUUUCAUUCAGAGUUUGAUGGCAUCCUGUAAAAAGAUGUUGGCUUUCAAAAUUAAAUGUGUAAUAACGAAGCUAUUGGAGGGAAUAUUCCAAAAUAACUUUCCCAGCAAUAUUUAAGUUAUAUUUUGUUAUUCAAUACUUAUCAAUCUGAAGUUGCAGGAAUGAAAAAAUAUAUAACGAUUUGGGUUUAUGUCUUACUGAAUGAAUAUUUACACAAAUUGCUGCAAAGAGAACAAAUUCAUACUAAUAUGGUACUAAUUUAUGUAUACUAAUAUUUAUCUAUUGUAUGGCCUAGGCAGGAGUUUAGUUACUCUAAUUCGUCUACUGGUUUUCCAAAAGUGCAUAGUCAUUAAAUUUCGUUUGAUUUGGAAGUUAUUAUGUUUACUGCGACAAACAUCAUAAGAUACUUCGAUAUUGCUUGAAUUUGAAAUCUCAAGGAACUUGGUUAGCGAUGGCUGUGAUGAUUAUAGGGUUAUUAGCUAUUUUUUGUACCCACUGAGUGACAACUGAUCCAGUGAAUUCGUCACGCAUAGCAGUGUACAUCAUUGUGAAUGAUUUAUAGUUGUAGGACUAACCUUCUUGUAACAACAUUUCACCCUUGAUAAUUUACUUCCUUCCUCUUUGUGACAUGGGUACAAAGCAUCAAUAUUUUGAACUUUCAAUGAUGCCUAAAUAAUAAGCAGUGCGGUAUUAAAUAAACGUUGUAUAUCGGGUAAAUCACACGAAGAGGUAACAACACCGCAGUAUAAAAACUCAUUUUUCGUCAAAACAAGUGAAUAGAACCACCUGGACAAUAGUAUUGUUACUGUCACGGAACAAGUGAAUAGAACCACCUGGACAAUAGUAUUGUUACUGUCACGGAACAAGUGAAUAGAACCACCUGGACAAUAGUAUUGUUACUG
Molecule: messenger RNA, 5547 nt
Organism: Ostrea edulis (European flat oyster)
Lineage: Eukaryota; Metazoa; Mollusca; Bivalvia; Ostreida; Ostreidae
Product: sodium/myo-inositol cotransporter 2-like
Exons: 15
Coding region: 2222-4219 (665 amino acids)
Biological process (GO): transmembrane transport
Cellular component (GO): plasma membrane
Molecular function (GO): D-glucose:sodium symporter activity
Source: RefSeq, a predicted model, not a curated record